AUGUUCACCCAAACUGUGAUCCUUUUCGUCUCACUCGUUGCCUUGACAUCAGCCGGUCAACAAGCCGUUUCUGUUGAGGGAAUGGUAACCUGUAAUGGAUCACCGUACAAAGAUGCCAAAAUCAAGAUCUAUGAGUUGGACACGUUGCAUGAUGAUGAGUUGGCUCGUACUUUUUCGAAUGCCGAUGGAAAGUUCCGCUUGGGUGGAUCACAGAGUGAACUCGGCGGAAUCUCGGCUCAACUGAAUAUCUAUCACAAGUGUGAGAUGCCUUUCUACAAGAAAGUUCUCCCAAUGUGCUACUACAAAGCGACUUUCCCAAUCCCGACUCGAUACUUGCAAUCGGGAUCCGUUUCUGAGCCCUACAACGUGCAAACGAUCGAGCUCUCGCUGCACGCGAAAGGAUACGAUUGCAUCAAUCGUAGAAGA
Messenger RNA from Mesorhabditis belari, 426 nucleotides. NCBI's taxonomy places the organism in Eukaryota, Metazoa, Nematoda, Chromadorea, Rhabditida, Rhabditidae. The record is from the annotation of a GenBank genome assembly.